AUGCCACGAAACCGCCAGACGGGCGAACUCGUAGCCCUCAAGGAGAUCCACCUCGACUCGGAGGAAGGCACGCCCUCGACGGCUAUCCGCGAGAUUUCCCUCAUGAAGGAACUACGCCACGAGAACAUCGUCCUGCUGCACGACGUCAUACAUACCGAGAACAAGCUCAUGCUCGUCUUUGAAUUCAUGGAUAAGGACCUCAAGCGAUACAUGGACUCGCGCGGCGACCGCGGUGCUCUGGACCCCGCCACCAUCAAGUCCUUCAUGUACCAGCUGCUCAAGGGAAUCGCCUUCUGCCACGAAGCCCGCGUCCUCCACCGCGACCUGAAGCCCCAGAACCUCCUGAUCAACAACCGUGGCCAGUUGAAGCUGGCCGAUUUCGGUCUCGCUCGCGCCUUCGGCAUCCCAGUCAACACCUUCUCCAACGAAGUCGUAACCCUGUGGUACCGCGCCCCCGAUGUGCUGCUCGGCAGCCGGACCUACAACACCAGCAUCGAUAUAUGGUCAGCAGGCUGCAUCAUGGCCGAGAUGUACACGGGGCGGCCGCUGUUCCCCGGAACCACCAACGAAGACCAAGUGCAGAAGAUCUUCAGGCUGAUGGGCACACCGUCUGAACGAUCAUGGCCAGGCAUCUCGCAGCUGCCAGAGUACAAGAACAACUUCCCCGUAUACCACACCCAGGACCUGCGCCUUAUAUUGCCGCAAGUCGACCAGGUGGGGCUUAGUCUACUCAACUGCAUGCUGCAGCUGCGGCCAGAGAUGCGCAUAUCUGCUGCUAACGCGCUGUCACAUCCAUGGUUCAACGAUCUCCCACAACGGCAGCAGGAGAUGCAGAUGCAGGCUCAAGCACAGGCACAUGCGCAGGCCCAACAAGCGCAGAUGGGCGGCUACCAGGUGCCUCAAAACGCAUACUAG
Molecule: messenger RNA, 915 nt
Organism: Alternaria incomplexa
Lineage: Eukaryota; Fungi; Ascomycota; Dothideomycetes; Pleosporales; Pleosporaceae
Gene: PHO85
Product: negative regulator of the PHO system
Exons: 2
Coding region: 1-915 (304 amino acids)
Biological process (GO): protein phosphorylation
Cellular component (GO): nucleus; cytoplasm
Molecular function (GO): ATP binding; cyclin-dependent protein serine/threonine kinase activity
Source: RefSeq, a predicted model, not a curated record